Molecule: messenger RNA, 2230 nt
Organism: Tetranychus urticae (two-spotted spider mite)
Lineage: Eukaryota; Metazoa; Arthropoda; Arachnida; Trombidiformes; Tetranychidae
Product: anillin
Biological process (GO): septin ring organization; actomyosin contractile ring assembly; mitotic cytokinesis
Cellular component (GO): actomyosin contractile ring
Source: RefSeq, a predicted model, not a curated record
CUGAAAAGGCUGACAAAUUCAAAUUUUGUUGUUGUUUUAGUUGCAUUGUUACUGGCUAUUUUAGAUUAUGUUUCAAAUAAAGAUCAGAUCUAGUUGAAUGAUACCUGAAUAAAUUUGAUUGUGUCAAAGGCAGGAGUUUAUACAGAACAAGUGUUUCUCUGUUAUUUUGUGUUUUAUUUCAAAUUAAGAGCCUCACAAUGAGUGACAUUAAGCAAAACGACUACAUUACCGCCAAUUCAUCAAACUCCAUUCCAACGAAUAAGAUUGAUUCAACCGAUCCCUGUUUAUUACCUUUAGCUGCUCGUCGAGCUCUUUUUGAAAAAAAGGCAACUCGUCCAGUUGUUGACAUAACCAGAAACAAUGACAUUGAGGAGGCUCUUGCAGCUUUUAAAGAAAUCGAAGAGCUUCCGUCUGAAGAUGAUCUCAGCGAUUUAAAUAUUUACAAAGAGAAAGAUAUCCUGUCUGAAGAUAAGAAUGUCGAACAUGUAGAAACAUAUUCCAACGAUUCUAUUAGUUUGAAUGAAGCAGAUAUAUCAUCAACCGAUGAGGAAAACUGCAACCAGGAUUAUAAAAACAAUCUUAAUUAUUCUUCUGAAACCGAUGAGAAAAAUUCAUCAUUCAGUGACAAAAAUUUCGAUCUUCAAGAGCGAAAUUGCCCUCAGGAAAGUGAUCCCAACGACUCAAUCGGCAGCAAUGCUUCAUCUCUUCUUUCGAGUGUUGAUGAAAACAACACUGUGAUCAGUCAGUCAACAAAAAUAUAUCCAGAACUCCCUCGGUUCGACGAUUUCGUUUAUAAAACCUGUUCAAAAAAAACCGAUGAACCUUCAAAAAGCAUCAUCUCACCCAUUAAAAGCUUCAAUCAGCCUACUGUACAUCAUCAUCAUCCAUCUCCUAAAAAGAAUGUUCAAAAUGACCCUGUGAAACCCAAAUCCUCACAAACAACCACUCCUUUGAGGACUCUAAGCAUGUAUCGUAGAGAACAGAAGAUUCAAAAGACACUCAAAAGAUCUGCCGAUGAUGAAGAUGAGCUUAUCACCGACUUGGAAACUGAAGCUCUCAAACUAGAUCUUGUUGAAAAGUAUCGUGAGGAGAAAUUAAAAAAGAUUGAUGACCUUGCAGUGGAAGCUGAUAAAUAUAAUAAAAUCAUUUAUCAAAGUUUUCGUGCAUUAGAUCUUUGUGUUCAAACCAAAAACAUUUCAGAGCGCAUCGAAGCUGAGAAAAUUCUUCUUAUUAACAUGGUCAGAAAAAAUGCCUGCGUUGAUGAGUUGUAUCGAUUAAAAAAGGAGGAAAAUUUCGAUAUCACAGAAGAUCCAGUUGGUAAAGUUACUUUCAACAAACUAAUGCUUUUAGUCAAAGGAAACUUUUUUGUUUCUCAAGCUAGCGGCCUCGAUUUAUGUGAAUAUCAUUUUAUAUGCCUUUUUACUUGUGGUGAGAAAGUUAUUGCAACUGACGCUCUAUCUUCCACCCAUGCUAUACAAGAAGCAUCUCUCAACUUCACGAAUAAAGCAGAAUUUGAUCACUUAAGGAAGGAUUUUCGCAUUCGUCUGACCGUUUAUGCUCUGGCUUUACCUAAAGGAAAAAGAAAUCAGGAUAAAAAAAAUAUUCGUCUUACUCCUAAAAACAAAUCAAAAGUUAAAUAUACACAUUCACCAGCGUUGAAAGCAUCUCCUAAAAGUGAGAAAAUUAAAUGUAAUUUCAAAAAAAUGGGAUAUGUCGAUUUCACUCGUGAUAACAUCAUGAAGAGUCGUUUUUCGUUGGAAGAAUUUAUGUAUGAAUCACCUUUAGAAGAUCAAAUCAUGGUUGAUUUGGUGAUUGGAGGUGAAUACAACUUUAAAUUUUCUAGCUAUUUGAAUUUCCAUGAGACAUCAGGAGACUAUCCUGUUUGGAAUCGUCGAUGGUGCGUUCUAAAUGGUCCAUCUAUCUAUUUUUGGAGAUUUUCUGAAGAUGAAGGAGACAAACAACCGUUGGGUGUGAUAAAUUUGAAACACUGUGUCAAUCUAAAAAUUAGCAAAGCCACUGCAGAUGUAAGCAUGAGACCGAAUGCAUUUUCAUUCGUAACUCUCGAAAAGCAAAAUAAUUCUUUAACCCCUAUGGAGCAUUUAAUGGCUGCAGACAUUCGCAAAGAAAGAGAUGGUUGGCUCGAAAAUUUGAACAAAGUUCUAGAAAUGAUCAGACUCUGGGAGCCAGAUUGUCUUCAACCUAUGGAUCAAGUUUCUCUAGAUAGCUGCUU